This is a messenger RNA of Fonsecaea multimorphosa CBS 102226, 846 nucleotides long. RefSeq lists its product as uncharacterized. NCBI's taxonomy places the organism in Eukaryota, Fungi, Ascomycota, Eurotiomycetes, Chaetothyriales, Herpotrichiellaceae. The record is from RefSeq and is a predicted model, not a curated record. Gene Ontology annotation, molecular function: S-adenosylmethionine-dependent methyltransferase activity. The transcript has a single exon. The coding region runs from base 1 to 846 and encodes 281 amino acids.
AUGGCCAACACGAAUCCAAAUGAAUUCAACCCCUCGGGCCACUUCGAUAAACUCUCGUCCAGUUAUGACGAUCUGAUUGGCCUCAUGACAGGCGACAUUGGACGCUACACUCUACAGGCACUGAUCGAACCACCAAACUCGGAUAUGGUGAUCCAUGACAACGCCUGUGGCACAGGUCUGGUCACGGAAUACCUCCAGCAGGUUUCAUCGACUACGGGAACAUACCCAAAGAUGAUCUACGCGACAGACUUUGUGCCCUCUGUGACCAGAAUCAUGCAGCAGAAAGCCGCGCGACAACAGUGGAGGAACAUUGACAUCUCGGUCAUGGACAGCCAGGAACUCACAUUCCCAGACGCGCUCUUUGACCUGAGCAUCACCAAUUUCGGGAUCUUCUUUCUCCCCGACCCGCAGAGAGGGGCGGAUCAGAUAUACCGCACACUGAAACCCGGAGGCCUCGCGGUGGUCACUGCAUGGAAGGAGAGGAGGAUGAUGGACACGAUUGUCGUGGCGCAAAAGACCAUCAGGCCGGAUCUGAAGACCCUGUACAGUCCCUGGGCGGAGCUCUGGUCCAAGGAAGAAACGCUGCGGAAUGUCCUCGUCAACGCGGGGUUCAAGGCCGAGAAUAUCAAGAUCGUGGAGAAAAGGACGGAUUCGUUGGCCGAACCAUUCCUUCGAGAUCCGGAGAUGGUCGCGAGGUCGUACCCUGCGGCUGUGGAGGGGUGGAGUGAGCAGGACAAGGCCAAGUUGGGACAGGAGAUUUUGAGGCUUGCUCGCGAGAGGGAUCCCGAAGGCGGAGGCGUUGGUGGCAUCUACUCCGUGGCGUAUAUCGCGAUAGCGACAAAGUAG